Musa acuminata AAA Group (dessert banana) is the source of this 954-nucleotide messenger RNA. Its product is annotated as UPF0496 protein At4g34320-like. Lineage: Eukaryota; Viridiplantae; Streptophyta; Magnoliopsida; Zingiberales; Musaceae. The transcript has a single exon. The coding region runs from base 1 to 954 and encodes 317 amino acids. The record is from RefSeq and is a predicted model, not a curated record.
AUGGGCUGCAACACUUCAAGCAAGUACGGGUCCCUGCGGGAAGACCACGCUUUCGAUCGCAAGCCUGUGAUUUCUAGGAGCUCGAAGCUCUCGCGGAUCGUCGCUGACCUCCUCAAAUGCGUUCUUCCAGGCAUCCGGAAGGGCCUUGCCGACCUCGAUACCUGUCUCCACCACGCUCUGUUGGGUCUUCGUAUCCUCGAAGCCGCGCUGGUGUGCUUCGAAGAGGAGGACUGCAAAAAGGAGACUAGCGACUACAGAAGAAACAAGAAGAGGAAGAAGCCUCGCAACGGAAAGAACGCCUACGGCUUAACCCUUCGCAACCUGAGCGAGUUCAAGCUGCAGGCGGGCGCCCCUUUCAUCCACCUGGACGUCGAGGAGCUGCAGUCUGCGCUGGAGAAGCUCGAGGGUAUGAUGGACGCACUGCGCGGGAGGAAGAAAGAGAUCGAGGAGAGACUGCGGUCGACCAACUGGUGGCGGAAGGCGUGGAGCCUCGUCUUCACGGCGGUCUUCAUUGGGGUGCUGGUGUGCUCGAUCGUGCUAGCCGCGUCGGUGGUAGCACCGGUGGCUAUCACCGCUGCGAUCGCCAGCGCUACUGCCAUGAAGGCGGUGGAGCCGUGGAUCAACUCCGUCUGGGACGAGAGAAAGAAGGCACUCGAAGACGAGGAGGAGGUAGUGAAGAUGAUGCGCGACGGCGGGUUCUCGCUGCUCGAGCUUGAAAGCAUUCGAUCGAUAGUGCACAAGUUAAGGAACGACUAUGACGCCUUGAACUGGGAUGUGGAGUUCAUGCUCCGCCUGGAGAGCGAGGAGGCCACCAUGGUCGGGAUGACGGACAUCAGGAAGAAGAUCGAGAACGGUGACGUGACAAGCGGCGUCGAGCGUUUGAAGAGUCAUGUGGAUGCGUGCGCUACCGCUAUAGAACGGGCGAAGGAGUUUCUCGGGAUAAUUAGAAGCUAA